AUGACGACUUCGGAUUAUCUUGUUACUUUAUCGGAAGCCCAGGCACGGCUCCCUCCUCCGGUAGAAUCCAGUCAGUUGCUCGAGGAAAUCGAUCAGCAGGUGGAUCAGCUUCCUAUCCUCGUGGUCCUCGAUGACGACCCCACAGGCACGCAGACAUGCCAUGGAAUCAAUGUCUUGACAGUGUGGGAUGAAGCAACCUUGGUAGAAGAGUUUCACACAUGCGAUCGUGGAUUCUUCAUACUCACCAAUUCGCGCGCGCUCCCUACCGCGGGAGCGCGGAGGCUUAUAUCCGAAAUAUGUACGGCUGUGAAGCAAGCGGCAGCCCAAGCUCAGAAAACGUUUGAAAUUGUCCUACGGGGUGACUCGACCCUAUGGGGACAUUUACCCGAUGAGGUUCAGGUAGCCGAGGAGGUAAUCGGGCAGGUCGAUGGUUGGAUACUGGCACCGUUCUUCCGACAAGGCGGCAGGUUCACCAUUGACAAUGUUCACUCUGUGGCCGAUACUGAUGGGAAUGUAGUUCCCGCCGCCCAAACUGUUUUUGCAAAGGAUACGGCCUCUCGGUAUACAAGCUCCAAUCUAAUCGACUACGUAGUCGAGAAGUCAAAUGGCUCAAUUCCUCGCCACCGUGUGCGGUCGAUCUCUCUGCAGGAUAUCAGAGAGGGUGGUGUAUCUGUUGUGGCACAGCAGUUACUCGAGUUUGCUCCAAGAUCUAUUAUCAUCGUCAACGCCGUAGUUGAUACUGAUCUGGAAGUCUUUGUGCUUGGUCUACUACAGGCGAAAUCUGCUGGUCGGCACUAUCUUUAUAGAACAGGAGCUGCCUUUAUAUCCACGCGGUUGGCGAUGAGAUCACAGCCUCCUCUUAGUGCACGAGACGUGGGACUGGACGCUGAGGCAUCUUCUCCAGGCGGCUUGAUUAUUGCACGGUCCUAUGUGUCGAAAACGACCGAUCAACUUCAAGCUCUGACUUCAGGCCGUGGGCCCGAGCUAAAGGUCAUCACUUUGAACGUGGAGAAUCUUCGUAGUGCAGAAAGCAGCUACACUACUGUACUUAGUGCUGCUGAUGAGGCUGGUAGGUAUAUUUUAGAUGGACAAGAUGUCCUACUCAUGACAAGCAGACAACUGGUUAGCAGCCGUGGCGAACUAUCCAAUUUGCAGAUUGGAAGCAUAGUGUCUAGUGCGUUGGCUUUGUUUCUACGGCUGCUAAUUCCCCGGCCUCGAUAUAUCAUUGGCGGCAUCACUUCGUCCGAUAUAGCCACGACAGGCAUGCGCAUGCGACGUGCUCAAAUUAUUGGUCAAGCAUCAGCGGGAGUACCUAUCUGGCGCUGCGAUGAACCAUCAUCGAAGUUUCCUGGUAUCCCAUACGUCGUUUUCCCCGGCAAUGUCGGCCACGAAGACGCGCUGCUAGGUCUUGUUACGAAUUGGAAAAGCGGAAGCCCCGAGAAACGGCUGAAAAUGCAGUACCAACGACUUGGUAAUAGUGGACUGAAAGUGUCGAAGAUCAUCCUAGGAUGCAUGACAUUCGGCAAUCCGUCAUGGGAAGGCAGCCCAUGGGUCCUUCCAGAGUCCGAAGCGCUCCCGCUCCUGAAAAAGGCAUACGACUGCGGCAUCAACACAUGGGAUACUGCCAACACGUAUUCCAACGGGAUGUCUGAGAUCCUGAUCGGAAAGGCUCUAGAGCAGUAUGAUAUUCCGCGGAGUAAAGUUGUCAUCAUGACCAAGCUGUACUACCCGGUUCUUGACCCUGAUUCAAACGCUCGACCCAAUCCGGCUGUCAACGAUGGUGACCUGGUCAAUCAAAUGGGGCUCAGUCGGAAGCACAUCUUUGAGGCGGUGGAGGCAUCUCUUGCUCGACUCAAAUCCAGCUAUAUAGAUGUCCUACAGCUACAUCGCAUCGAUGAUACAAACCCCGAAGAGGUCAUGCGCGCUCUGCACGAUCUUGUUCAUAUGGGCAAAAUUCAUUACCUCGGCGCAUCAAGUAUGUAUUGCUGGCAGCUCGCCAGACUACAAUAUGCCGCAAAAAUGAACAACUGGACCACAUUCACCAGUAUGCAGGGUCUCUAUAACUUGCUGUAUCGUGAAGAAGAGCGCGAGAUAAACAAAUUCUGUCAGGCGGAGGGGAUUGGUUUGAUUCCUUGGAGUCCUCUGGCUCGUGGCUUAUUGGCCAGACCAUGGAAUGUAAAAACCGAUCGCUCCGUGAAGGACGCAAAGACUGCAAAGUGGUUUUCUGGUGAGCAGGAUCAGAACAUUAUUACAAGGGUGGUCCAGCUUGCGCGGUUGAAGGGAUGCAGCAUGAGUGCACUUGCAAUAGCAUGGUUGUUGACGAAGGGCGCUUGUCCGAUUGUCGGCUUGAAUAGUAUCGAGAGGAUCGAGUCGGCAUCCGAGGCGCUGGCAGUUCGUUUAAGUGAUACUGAUAUAAGCUUUCUUGAGGAGCAUUACAAGCCUCUUCCCGUGCAAGCGAUCUAA
Messenger RNA from Aspergillus bombycis, 2463 nucleotides. RefSeq lists its product as uncharacterized. Lineage: Eukaryota; Fungi; Ascomycota; Eurotiomycetes; Eurotiales; Aspergillaceae. The transcript is spliced from 3 exons. The coding region runs from base 1 to 2463 and encodes 820 amino acids. The record is from RefSeq and is a predicted model, not a curated record.